CGCUCGCGACGACAUGGAAGGUGAAUUUGGGCGCGGGAGAGAUCACGAGCGGAGUGAAAAAUGAAGCAGGUAUGUGCGCGAGCAUUCACCCCGGUACGAAUGCAGGUGUGCGCUGGGCCGAAUAAGCCCAGAAGAGGCGCGAGGAUGAUGGCAACUCGUGCGUCUCCAAGCUCCGUCGACGUCGUUGUCGUCGUCGUCGUCGUCGUCGUCACGAGACUGCCGCGGCAACCACUUCCGUCUGCGCGCUUCUCGUUUCUACGAACGUUUCGUCACGCUUGUCACAUGCUUACCGCACGAAAGAGACCGCGGUCCGGUAAAAAUAUUGUGAUGGUCGGUGACGUCGUUAUUGUCCACCGCUCUGCGUUCGCCACUACCCAUCGGGCGGCGAACGAUGCAGAAACGUAUGCGGUUUGCGCCGAAAAGAAAGCAUGACGUACGACGUGAUGUGGCGUGUUUAUUUUAUGUUAAAAAAUUCCAUUGUUAAAAUACAUUAUACAAAAGUGUACUAUGUAAGGUAAAAAUUGUAACUUGUUUUGCGCAAACUCGGACUUGUUUCAUGAUAAGCGCGUUACGUAAGUGAUUGCCAUGUCAUAGAUUGGCCUACAUAGGCACAUUAUCGCUGAUAAAGAUGCUUACGCGGUAUUUUAAUACAGACUUCCUUUGCAACUCAAGUUUUAUUAAGACUAAUAAAUCUACAAAUAUGAAAUGUUAGAUAGGUCAGUUGAACUUUUUAUCUAUUAAUUGGAAAUCGCGCGCGAGAAUCUUAAUAUCAACUACGUAGAUAACAGCGUAAUAUCGACUAGGUGUAGGUAACUGACAAUGUGUACUGAUGACGUCAAUUUAAUAUAUAUGCUGAUUAUCUAUGUGUUUGUUAUCUACGCUAAUACAAAUAAUCUGUUAUUUAUCAUAUGUAUCUGUGAUGAUCAAAUGCUCAUGCAUAAUUAGAUAUGCGUGCACAUAAUAUCUCGAUAAUGCACUUACAUAACAACUGUACGAUAAAUAAAUCUCUGAAAGCUGGACGAUUAUUUAAAUAUUA
Vollenhovia emeryi is the source of this 1036-nucleotide messenger RNA. RefSeq lists its product as uncharacterized. NCBI's taxonomy places the organism in Eukaryota, Metazoa, Arthropoda, Insecta, Hymenoptera, Formicidae. The transcript has 2 exons. The record is from RefSeq and is a predicted model, not a curated record. Bases 61 to 432 code for a protein of 123 amino acids.